Fusarium vanettenii 77-13-4 is the source of this 1845-nucleotide messenger RNA. RefSeq lists its product as uncharacterized. Lineage: Eukaryota; Fungi; Ascomycota; Sordariomycetes; Hypocreales; Nectriaceae. The record is from RefSeq and is a predicted model, not a curated record. The coding region runs from base 1 to 1845 and encodes 614 amino acids. Gene Ontology annotation, molecular function: nucleic acid binding; zinc ion binding; protein serine/threonine kinase activator activity. Gene Ontology annotation, cellular component: Dbf4-dependent protein kinase complex; nucleus. Gene Ontology annotation, biological process: regulation of cell cycle phase transition; positive regulation of nuclear cell cycle DNA replication. The transcript has 3 exons.
AUGUCCUCGAGACGGGGCCCGUUGACAAACAACCCCAAUGUCGCCAAUUCACCCCUCCGGGGAGCUUCCGCAUUGGCUGGAUAUGCCAAGUCGAGGCGAUCCCAUGCCACUGUCCAGCGUGAAGAGGCCUAUGGACAGCCUCCGCCCAUGAAGAAGCAGGUCCUCGAGUAUGGCAUGCAACGGUCUGCACGCUCUCCCACGCGGGCAUCACGGACUGUCCUAGUUCAGCGAGGCGUCUCGCGUCCUCCUGUCAAGGAGCGAGCUUCAAGAGCUGUGUCGUCGAGGGAUAUUGAUACCGAGAAGGAAGCAUGGAAGAAGCACCACCGUGCCAAGUUCCCCAAGAUGGUCUUUUACUUUGAAAGCAUCCCGGAUGAUAUUCGUGCUAGACUAACAAAGCGAGUUACCUAUCUUGGAGCUCGCCAAGAACCCUUCUUCUCCAUCGCCGUCACCCAUGUCGUUACUACUCGAUCGAUCCCGCCUGAGAGGACAGAGGCCGAGCCUGAUCAUGGACAUCAUGAUCACGAGCCGGAGGAGCAGCCUCAGACCAUCAACCCGUCUUUAUUGGACCGCAACACAGAAGCUAGGCGGAAGCUUCUCUUUGAGUUUCGGAACGCGCCUUCACGGUCACAGCACUUGGAUGACCCCACGAAGCGUACCAAGGGUGCCAGGAACAACGAUGUCCUAUACAAGGCCCGUGAGAUGGGAAAGAAGAUCUGGUCGCUGGACAAGUUCCAAAACAUGCUGUCAGUUCUGCUUGAGGGAGAGACUGGUAGCUCGUAUAGCUCAAGGUCCACGAGCACGCGAGGCCACUACAGCAACUCGAGGGAGCCUAACCUGCUCCAGCUGCUGCACCACGAGCGUCUGAAUGGUCCUUCAGACCGUGACCCUACGGCAGUUCACCGAGAGCUUUGUUAUUUCAAGGGCCCUCACAUUUAUAUCUGGGAUAUGGAUGAGAAGCACAAGCCUGUCAUGGUUCGCGAGUACCCCAAGGUGGCUAACAAGGCCGAUGGAGAAUGGCCACAGUUCCGAAGCGUUGGCAACGGCCGAUGUCCUUUUGUGGAGGACCACGAUGUCCCAGAUAAGGACCACCGCCGGCAACAAGAAAAGGCACGAGCUGUCAAGCGAGAGGAAUCGGUUCCUAUUCUGCGACCGCCCCAGAUCCCAGUGCCCAAACCAGUAACAGGCAAGCGGACACUUACAGAGAUGGAGGAUGCUCAGAACAGGGCCCGGGCUGUGACGCCAACCGAGCUGUUCAACCCCAAGGCGAUCAUGUCUAAGCCCGCAGACAUCCGACAGAAUGCCUUUACAGGACGUGCUGGUACCGGCAGGCUUUUUGCUGGAGAGCCCGUGGCUUCAGGUGUUCAGCCUUCCAACAUCACCUCCGCUAUCCGGUCUCAGAUGGUAUCGUCGACAUCAGGUGUGAACGGAGCCAAGGCUGGAACGAGUAAAGAGGUUCAUGGUCUGCAGCGAAAGGUGUUACAAAAGGCGGCUCCCGCGUCACACGAUGUGAGCUCGCGUCGCCUUGCCGAGGUGUCAAUGGAUGUCGCAUCUAGUAGAUCGACAACGAUGGGUCGACAUACCUCGCGACCUGCUGAUGUUCAAGAGGAGGAGCAAAAGACGGAACGGAAAACACAGCAGUCCCUUAAGAGCAAGCGGGAUCUUAAGCCUGGCUACUGUGAAAACUGUCAGGACAAGUUCCGCGACUUUGACGAGCACAUUCUGUCUCGCAAGCACCGCAAGUUUGCCGAAAACGACGACAACUGGAUUGAGCUUGAUUCUCUCCUGUCACAACUCAAGCGAAUGCCCAAGUUUACUCCGGGAUCCGACGAGGAAGAGGGAUGGUAA